Messenger RNA from Sorghum bicolor (sorghum), 3730 nucleotides. Its product is annotated as pentatricopeptide repeat-containing protein At1g62670, mitochondrial. NCBI's taxonomy places the organism in Eukaryota, Viridiplantae, Streptophyta, Magnoliopsida, Poales, Poaceae. Gene Ontology annotation, molecular function: protein binding. The transcript has 2 exons. Bases 72 to 2612 code for a protein of 846 amino acids. The record is from RefSeq and is a predicted model, not a curated record.
AAUCCACUUUCCUCCGUUUCCCUCGCGCACCUCCUGUCCUCCUCCCACUGCCGCCGCCGCCGCCGCGCCAGAUGCGCCUCCUCGCCGCGGCGGCGAGACAACCAAAUACACCGCACCGUAUUCUCGUUAACCUCCACCACCUCAUAUCCACAACGACGACGACGACGACCACCUCCUCCGCAUACGAUCCAACCGCGCAGUUCCUCCAUCCCGACCAUCAUCGCCUCCUGUCACUGCCAGCAUCUCUCCGCCGUGGCGCCCUCCUCGCACUCGCGCGCCUUCUCAAGACCUCCCCGCAAUGCCACCUCGCGCUUCAUGCCGUCAGCCCACUCUCUGGCUCCCCAUCCUCCACCCCGCUCGACGCCCGCUUCGCCGCCGCAUCGCGCCUCGCCACGUUGGCUCCCGCGCUUCGCCCCUUCGCAGCGAUCCUCAUCGCAGCGCUCCUCCCGGUCGCCUCCUCGGACCUCCUUUCGUGGUCGUCUGGUGACAGUGCCAGCGGGAGCUCGCGCGCGCGGUACGGCGCGCUCAGGCUAGCGCUCCACGCAUUCCUCGCCGCGGGCAUGGCAGCCGAGGCACUUGAUGUACUCACGCGCGUCCGCCGCUCUGGGAAAACGCCCAGCCUCUCCGCGUUGGCGGCAUUACUGCGUCUUCUAUUCCGAAGCGGGGAGGUCCACGCUGCCUGGAACGUGUUCGAGGAAAUGGCCGCAAGGGGACCGCGGCCAAGCCUUGCCACUUUCAACGCCAUGAUCCUCGGUUUCUGCCACAGGGGGCUGGUACGCGUCGCCUCUGGGCUUCUUGGGAUCAUGGGGGAGUUUGGUAUCGUCCCAAAUGUGUGCAGCUAUAACAUCCUCAUCAAGGGGCACUGUGUGUUUGGGUGGUCACGGGACGCCUUCAAGCUGUUUGAAGAAAUGCACAGAUCAGGGUGUGAGCCAACAGUUGUGACAUAUAACAUAUUAGUGGAUGUUCUGUGCCAUGAGGGGAGGAUGCCAGAAGCAAGGAGGCUGUUCGAUGAAAUGGCCCAGGUGGGGAUCCAAGCAAACACAAUCACGUUCAAUGUUUUGAUUGAUGGAUAUGCAAAGACCGGACGGAUGGAUCAGGCCUGUGCAGCCUAUAGGGAAAUGAAAGCGAGGGGAUUAGUACCAGAUUCCUGCACCUUCAACAUUAUUGCUGCUGGAGCUUACAAGUUCGGGCAUGCUGCCCAGUUAGUCCAUGAUCAUGACAUGUUUGGUUCACAUAUGUUGGCUGAUGGGAUGGAUAUGUUGGUCUGUAGGCUUUGUUGGGAUUGUCGAUUGGAUGAUGCCUGGGAGCUUCUGCGUGGUGCUAUUGAGCAGGGCGCUCCAUUGAGUGUUACUGGAUUUAAUGCAUUGAUCGCUGCUUAUAGCAAGGAGGGACUCCACGAAGAAGCUUUUGAACUGUAUAGAAUUAUGAACAAGUUAGGGCUUGCACCAUCAUCGUCUACUUUUAAUUACUUGAUAAUGGGGCUGUGCAAUCAAGGAAGGCUUGAUGAAGCACAGCUUCUUUUAGAGCACAUGGUUAGUAAAGGAUAUUGUCUGAGUACAUCAUUUACUAUCUGCUUGGAUGCAUCUUUCAGAGAGGGUAAUGCAGUCUGCGCAUUGAAAUGCUGGGAUGAUAUGGGCAAACUUGGUUUGCAGCCUGAUUUUAUUGCUUUCUCUGCAUAUAUCAAUGGCCUGUGCAGAUUAGAUUACGUGAAUGAGGCUUAUCAGGCAUUUGCUGAGAUGACAGCCAGAGGAAUUGUACCGAAUAAUUUUACUUACAACUCCAUCAUAUCUGCACUCUGUAGAGCAGGCAAUAUGACUGAAGCCUUGAAGUUACAGCAGAAUAUGAGGCAGAAUGGCCUUGUUCCUGACAUUUACACAAGCAACAUUCUAAUCGACGGUUUGUGCAGAGAAGGAAAGCUGGAGAUGGUGGACAACCUUUUAUUGGACAUGUGCAGUAAUGGUCUAACCCCAGACACAGUGACAUAUAAUACGAUAAUCAAUGCAUAUUGUAGGGCUAAGGAUAUGAACAGUGCCAUGAAUUUCAUGAAUAAGAUGCUCGCAGCUGGUUGUGAACCAGAUAUUUUCACAUAUAAUAUAUGGAUGCAUAGUCUCUGCAGCAACCAUAUGUUGAACCAAGCAGGGAAGGUGCUAGAUGAGCUUGUUGCUAUGGGAUGUCCUCCAGAUUCUGUUACAUACAACACAUUGAUGGAUGGCAUUUGCAGCGAUGUUCUUGAUCGGGCUAUGAUAUUGACUGGCAGGCUUAUUAAGAUGGCUUUUCAACCAAACACUAUCACACUUAAUGUUUUCCUUUCUCAUUUCUGCAAGCAAGGAUUUGGGAAGAGAGCCCUUAUGUGGGCUGAGAAGCUCAGAGAAGAUUCUUUUGUUUUUGAUGAUGCUACUAGAAAUAUAAUUGACUGGGCACGAAGGGAAUUGGAGGAUGACCCCCAUGCUAACAAUGAGGACAUAGAAAGGUGCCUAUUUCUUGAGUUCUUAAUGUUCAUGACAUAUGAGACUAUGCAUAACAGCAGAUCCUCAAAGGCUACACAUAUGCCUACAGAUAAAGGUUUUGAUCCUGUUGGCAGAAGCAUGAUUAGAAUUUUGGAUACUGGUUGAUAAAUGAAUUUUAUAAUCCUAUAAAGUAUUAGAAAACUUUUUGGUAGCCGAUGGUUCCUCUGUACCCUUGCUAUUCAAUAUCCACUAUGAAUCACUCUGUUUGAGAUGAAAUUAGGCAUGAAAAUUUUUGGAGCUAUGUACAAUCAGGAACUGUCUAAUUGCUGAUCUGCUGUUCCAGCAUUUCCUUGCUAUGAAUUUUGGAUGGUGAGUGAUGGUUGCAUAGGCAGCGACGAUUUCUUGUCUUCUGUGAUUUUCGGUGGGGGUUGUUCAUGCUGGUUCAAGGUUGUUUUGUGGCAGUGGCUGGGAUGAGCUGUACAGAUCAUUGGCUUCUCACAGCAUAUCAUUCUUUGUUCCUGUUGCGCACUGCUAUUUGUGCGGUUGGUUGAUGGUGUCCUGGUAUUCAUCUGUUACUCUGCAACAUCCUUUGGCUGAGAAGGCACCUGUCCCUGGGUGUGGCUGCUAUGGCGAUUGAGGUGGUAGAAACUGUUAGCUGGCUCCCAGGUGUUUGCCCUCAAUCACAUACGUGCAUGCGCUUCUCCCUGGGUAGGGAGAGGGAGAGGGAGCUGAACUGGAGGUGCAGCUAGCCUUAUACAUUUCAUGUUUCAUAUAUACAUGGCAAAUUGUGCCAACUACAUGGACAUACUGCCAAUUCUACAACUAUCAACUACUAGGCCAUAAAGGCCAUAACUACUACAGCAUGACCUGUUUUAUAGACAAGGAAGGGCAUGGUCAAAAGAAUGGAGCACUACAUGCUCAUGACAUAAACAACAACAACAAAAAAAAGGACAGGACAGCAAGGGCUAGCCAAUCCAACAGAAACUGCAGUGCAGCUCACAUCCUAUCGAUACUGAUCAGCAUCAAUGGCAUUCACUGAUGAUGCCCCUGAUGGCUGGAACAGAACCUGCUCCUUCAGUGGAUGCAAUGAAUUUUAGUUUAGCUGAUGUGAUGUGCCAUGGGUUCAUUGGAUAGUAAACAUCAUAGUGCAAGGUUUCAAUUUGUUUGUGCAGAAACAAGUAGUGGUUAGAAAUGUACAAGGUUCCCUCUAAUUGUGCAAUUUUGGUACCAUUGAUUUUCCUUAUCAAUAAGAAGUGCAAGAUUAUGUGCUGUUAUGUUACUGA